UGAGUUCGGGCCCAGGGAACAUUUCGGAUUUCCUCGCUUUCCUCUUUCGGAAGACCUUCAGUCGGCCGCCAGGUCUGGGAAAUUUGAAACGCGAGGCCGUUCCUCCUCGUCUUCCGGUUCUGGCUGCUGAAGCCUUCGGCGAAGCGUGGAAGAAGAGAAGGGCGUGGGCCUGGUUGGUCACCCGCCUUUUCCGCCUGGCGCUGCUGUGUGGAAUCGUCCUCUUGCCCCUUCUGGCCGCAGCCUUGUUUAACAGAAGUGGAAACUGAUGCACUGAGAGAGGAGACAGUCCCCUUAUCCAGUCCCCAAAGGACCUCAAAUAUCUUUCUAGUUUCUAGACACGUGUACGCGAAUGUCGUGCGGAGGAGGGCUUAAAAAUUGGAGAAGAGAGUGGGACAUCCUAGAAUUUUUAGGGGUUUCUGUAUAUUUACAAAACUGACUUUUGACCACCGUCCAACACCGGCAGCGUGGGACUCGUGAUAGCCUCUCGCCAUCCUGUCGCUCCGCCAUGUGCCUCACUUUUUGGUUAAGUCAGCUAUACAGGGGUUUACCCAGGAGCAUCGGAAGGACCACCCAGCCGGUCUGGGAUUCUCUCUCCAGAAAUCUGGUGCUGAGUUCACAGAGGAGAAUUCCAGAAUUCAGUAGCUUUGUUGCCCGGACCAACACAUGUGGAGAGUUGCGUUCUUCUCACUUAGGCCAAGAAGUCACUUUGUGUGGAUGGAUUCAGUACCGGAGGCAAAACAUCUUUCUGGUCCUAAGAGAUUUCCACGGGCUUGUUCAAGUUGUCAUCCCCCAGGAUGAGUCGGCUGCCUCUGUGAAGAAGAUUUUAUGUGAAGCCCCUGUGGAAUCUGUGGUGCAAGUGUCUGGGACAGUUAUUUCCCGACCUCCAGGACAAGAGAAUCCAAAAAUGCCAACAGGUCAGAUUGAAAUUAAAGUUAAAACAGCUGAGCUGCUGAAUUCCUGCAAGAAGCUGCCCUUUGAAAUUAAGGACUUUGUGAAGAAAACAGAAGCUCUUCGCUUACAGUAUCGCUACUUAGACUUGCGUAGUUUCCAAAUGCAGUAUAAUCUGCGACUGAGGUCCCAGAUGGUCAUGAAAAUGCGUGAAUAUCUCUGUAAUCUGCAUGGGUUUGUGGAUGUAGAAACUCCAACAUUGUUUAAGAGGACUCCAGGGGGUGCCAAAGAGUUUUUAGUACCAUCCAGGGAACCUGGAAAGUUUUAUUCUCUCCCUCAGAGUCCUCAACAGUUUAAGCAACUUCUUAUGAUUGGUGGUUUAGACAGGUAUUUUCAGGUUGCCCGAUGUUAUCGAGAUGAAGGUUCAAGACCAGACAGACAGCCUGAGUUUACUCAGAUUGAUAUAGAGAUGUCUUUUGUAAACCAGACCGGAAUCCAGAAUUUGAUUGAGGGUUUGCUCCAGUAUUCCUGGCCCAACGACAAAGAGCCUGUGGUGGUUCCUUUUCCUUCUAUGAGUUUUGCUGAGGCGUUGGCCACCUAUGGAACGGAUAAACCCGACAUUCGGUUUGGAAUGAAGAUUAUAGAUAUCAGUGACGUGUUCAGAAACACAGAGAUUGGAUUUCUUCGGGAUGCACUUAGUGAGCCCCAAGGAACCGUCAAAGCCAUACGUAUCCCUGAAGGAGCAAGGUACUUAAAAAGGAAAGACAUUGAGUCCAUUGAAAAUUUUGCAGCUAACCAUUUUAAUCAGGAAGUCUUACCUAUAUUCCUGAAAGCCAAUAGAAACUGGAAUUCUUCAGUUGCUAAAUUUAUAAUGGAGGAGCAAAGAUUGGAAUUAAUCAGAUUGAUGGAGAUCCAAGAGGAAGAUGUGGUCCUGCUAACUGCUGGAGAGCACAAGAAAGCAUGCUCUUCAUUGGGAAAAUUACGACUAGAAUGUGCUGACCUUCUAGAAAUAAGAGGAGUGGUGCUCCGAGACCCAGCUUUGUUCUCUUUCCUCUGGGUGGUAGAUUUCCCACUCUUCUUUCCAAAGGAGGAAAAUCCUGCAGAGCUGGAGUCAGCCCACCACCCAUUUACUGCUCCCCACCCCAGCGAUAUUCACCUCCUGUACACUGAACCUGAAAAGGUCCGUAGCCAACACUAUGACUUGGUUUUAAAUGGCAGUGAGAUAGGAGGUGGUUCUAUCCGAAUCCAUGAUGCAGAGCUACAGCGUUACAUCCUGGCAACAUUACUAAAGGAAGAUGUGAAAUUGCUCUCCCAUCUGCUCCAGGCUUUAGAUUAUGGGGCGCCCCCUCAUGGAGGAAUUGCCUUAGGGUUAGACAGACUGAUGUGCCUUGUCACUAGAGCUGCAAGCAUCAGAGAUGUCAUAGCCUUCCCCAAAUCCUUCCGGGGACAUGACCUCAUGAGCAAUGCCCCAGAUUCUGUCCCUCCUGAGGAACUGAAGCCGUAUCAUAUCCAGGUCUCUUGGCCAACUGACUCAGAAGCAGAAAAGAGCUCACUGAAUCAUCCACAUCAUCCAGAAAGUUGAGCUUCUGAUUUUGUCCUCUUUGCUUUCCCAAAGCUAAAAUCAGAUCCAGAGUUCUGCCACAGAUCUGAUAAUCAAGUCUUUAAGCGGAAGGAAUCAUUCUUUAACACAGUGAAGAAACAGAAGCUAUCCAACUUUGACUUGAAUAUGCAUCAUCAGGGGUUUUUUUGAUUGAGACAUUUUUGAAGUUCCUUUUCACUUAGAGAGGUGUGAAAGAUGGCUCUUUGCUGUAGUAAUACAGUGGCUUAGUUGUUUUCUAAUCAUGUUUUUUAUACCGAGAUAGUAAGUUAUUCACUUAGGACAGAGAUAAUCAAAUCAUGUGAGAAAUGUGGGAAAAUGCUUGCCCCUGAAGACUGGUCAGUUGAUGGAGGAUUCGGUUCAUCCGUUCUCAUCUAGAGAAUCAAUCAUAUGAAUUAAGCUUUUUAGUGACAGUUCAACUAUCAACAUAAUAUAGUGAGAAGUAGCAUAAUACAAUGCAAAAAACAUCACUGAAAUGAGAGUCACAAAAUCUUUUUCAGUGUUUCACCUUGAGCAAGUUACAUAAACAUCUCUAAGCCUUCUUUCCUGCUUGUGUAAAAUGCAAAGGCCAAAUCAGAGGAGAUAAUAUAUGUGGAAGACAGUGUGAGUGCUUUGAAAAUGUUUGAAAAACUAUAAAAAAAAAAAAAAGCAUUACACAAAAGAAAGAUGAUAUUAUUUACCCAUAAACAGGUACAGGCAUAUCCAUAUAUAUGAAGGUAUUUCAAAAAGUUCAUGGAAAGAUUCAUAUUAUCUUUUAGUUGUAUUUUUCCACUAACUUCUUGAAGUACCCUUGUAUUUUGUAAUUUAAGAUCAAACAAAACUGAUAACUGUAGUAAAAGAAAAAGUUUUAUGAAUCAGUAUUCUAUUUCUAUUUUUAAAGAAUCACUAAUCCCCAAAUAAUUUCUCUCAAUUACACAUAAUUGAAAAUACUAAUUGAACUUAGAUCAACCUCACAUGUACAAAAAAAUUAAGACUGGGCUCAUUGUGAUUUUCUUAUAAGUUUUAAUGAUACAAAUAAAAAUUAUAAAAUGGGA
Molecule: messenger RNA, 3519 nt
Organism: Galeopterus variegatus (Sunda flying lemur)
Lineage: Eukaryota; Metazoa; Chordata; Mammalia; Dermoptera; Cynocephalidae
Gene: DARS2
Product: aspartyl-tRNA synthetase 2, mitochondrial
Exons: 17
Coding region: 506-2470 (654 amino acids)
Biological process (GO): aspartyl-tRNA aminoacylation
Cellular component (GO): cytoplasm; mitochondrion
Molecular function (GO): nucleic acid binding; ATP binding; aspartate-tRNA ligase activity
Source: RefSeq, a predicted model, not a curated record